UAACAUUUUACUUUUACAUAUAUACCUGUAUAAGUCUACUUAUAUAGCAAUAUGCAGCAUACAUAUUAUCUCAAUUUACACUUUCAAACUUAUAAUUUUUGAUUUUACAAAGUUGUACGUAUACCAUGCGUCGUACGACAAUUCUUUUGUUCGCAAUAUUGCAUUUAUCGGAUAAAUUGAUACGUAAAAUUCGCCAACCCCUUUCAUAUAACCCCGUCAUUAUGCGCAGACGUUUUAUACACGCAAGCGCGAUACACUGUCUGCCUUUACUGCAGAGAGAGACCAUUCAUUAUCAAAUACAUCCGUUCAGUAAUGCUUGAGCUUCUGGCCCCGACUGACCAUAUGUUAUGCGUAUACCCGAAAUACGCAAACGCUAUUAGCGAAAGUAACAGAAAUUCUCAGCGCUGAGAAAAAUACGAAACGAAUGCCAAAAUCGUAAUCGACAAUUCAACUGCGUUUUAAUAAAGUUAACUAAUAAAUUAAAAUAGAGUAAAAUAGAGUAAAAACGUUAAAUGCAGCCAAUCACGGAAGGCACAUCAAAAACAAAGAAAAACGAAGAUGAUUUCAAUUACGCAGUGCAAGUGAUUCGCGUUAUCAUGCGAAUGAUCGGAGCGUGGCCGAUUUCCAGUUAUGCUUCCAACGUGGAAAGAUUCGCGAUCCGUUUACAAAACAUCAUUUGCCAAUUUUUAUUCGCGUUUGUCAUCGUGCCGACUCUCCUGCUGAUAUUUUUAAAAGAACGCGAUUUCAAACGUAGAGUGAGACUACUCGGGCCGCUUUUAAAUUGUUUGAUGGGUUGGAUAAAGUACAACCUGCUCAUAUACCACAUGAGAGAGAUUCAAUCUUGCUUGAAGCAGGCGCGACAGGAUUGGAGGGAUACAGUCGAUUGGGGAGAUCGUAAAGCGAUGCUAUCUAAGGCGAAAAUAGGCCGCAGGUUCGCGAUUUUUUCUGCCGCCUUUAUGUACAUCGGCGGAUUGUCUUAUCGCACUCUCGUGCCUCUUUCGAAAGGACGAAUGCUCACGCCGAUGAACACUACGGUGAGAGCGUUGGCAUGCCCGAGCUACUUCGUCAAGUUCGAUGAACAGGCCACACCGGCAUACGAAAUUGUCUUUACCCUGCAAUUCUUCUCAGGGCUGCUCACUUAUUCGGUAACGGUCGGCGCUGCCGGAUUGGCAGCAUUUUUUGUCUUGCACGUUUGCGGACAGCUACAACUUUUAAUCGGCAAGUUUCAACGUCUCAAUGACAUGUCAGAACCAAACGAUCGAUCUGUCGCUAUACUGUUCGCUGAUAUCGUGGAGCAUCAGAUAAAAGUGAAAAAUUUCCUAAAAGAAGUAGAGAAAACUAUGCGAUACGUAUUAUUAGUGGAAAUAAUGGGCAGUACUAUACUUUUAUGUCUUGUGGGAUACUACGUUAUUUUGGAAUGGGAAACUAGCGAUUCUACAGCUACGUUAACUAUGUUUGUAAUCUUUACAUCUUUCGUCAUUUCCAUUUUUAUUAAUUGCUACGUUGGUCAAUUGCUGACAGAUCAGAGCAUCAAGUUUGGUUCAGUGACGUCCACGACAAAUUGGCAUCGUCUUCCUUAUAAAAGAGCCCGUACUUUGAUCUUAAUAAUGGCGGUUUCCAAUAUUCCGGCAAAAAUUUCGGCAGGAAAGAUAAUGGAAAUGUCUCUACCUACGUUUGGUACUGUAAGUAUGAAAGCUUAUAUUAUUACAAUUUGCUGUAUGAAAUUACAUACACUAUUAUUUCGUUAUUUCAUAGAUCGUUAAAACGUCGAUGGCAUAUUUUAAUCUGCUCCGAAAAUUUAUAUGAUUUUAAUGCUAUAACUAUUAUAACAAUGCUAAUAUUUGAAUACGCAUGUAUGAUUGAUCCUACUUUUGAUACGAAUGGAUGAGAUAAACCUUCAAUACUUCUUAUUUUAAUGUUAAUCUUUCCUUUCUCUUAAGAGAGAUUUUAUGAAAAAUCAAGAAAGGCUAAACAACAAUUUUCCAAUAUAUUUUAUAUUUAUUUAAGAUAUUUUAUUUUUAAAUUAACUAUUACAAAACGUUAAUUGUUGACUUAAUUUACAAUUCUCGUAGUUUUGUUAAUUAAACUUUCUCAUAAUAUAUAACUUGUAACUCAAUACGAUGCAGAUCGCUCGCUUUUACUAAAAGCAAUUCCGUUUAAAUCGAUUUUAUCCAGUAAUUAUUUCCUAUAGACAAAAACAGCGUACAUAAUCUUUGUACUAAACUUUUAAUUGCGCUGCGACAGAAUCAUCGCUCUGACAAAUAUCGUGCAAACAUAAUGCAAACUAAUUUCAUUACAUCUUCUAUCAAUUACAAUCGUGCGACCGUGAGCAAGUGUCCAGCAAGAAUCGGUUUUCCCCUCUUUUUAAUGGUAUAUAUGCCAUUAUCAAACGGAUAAAUCUACGGAACUUCAAUCACGAGGAUAACAUGAGGUGUACUUGUAAGAUCCUAUAUUGGAUUUAAUCAAAGUAUGGUCGAAUCUGAAAAAACACCUGAGGAAAUGGACGAGACUUCCAAGAAAAACUUCUGAGACUAUUUGCUGUACUUCGACCUAAUACUGUAAGUACUAUACAUAUUUUCGAUUAUGAAUGAAUCUAAAAAUGUUUCAUGAUGAAAAACGGAUUUUAUUUGUGAUAUAUUUGAUUAAGUGUUUAUUUAGUGUAAACAUUUAAUUUACAGAAAAGCUAAUAAUUUAUUCCUCAAAUAUAGAAUAUAUAUUUCCUAUUGAAUAUUAUUGUAGGAUAUAUAUUUACACGUAUUUAAAAUAAGUAUAUAUUCUAAUGACUGUUAUAGUUUAUAUUGAUGAAUACAAUAUACAUCAGAGAAAUAAUUUCUUUUUGUUGUUUACUUGUUAGUCAAAUACUGUAUAUUUUUCAAUGGGAUUUUGAAUAACGCGCAAAAGCUUAAUUUAUUAUAUCUUCUAUCAAAAAAUAAUAUUUAAUACCAUGAAACAAUUUGCAACAUUUUUUAUAAUAAUCUUGUGAUAAUGAAUAAAAAUCGUACAUGACACGCAUGGAGAAGAAAAAAAAUGUAAUAAAUAUAAGUCUAAUUAAUAAAAAAAUAUAUUUACUAAAAUACAUAUCUAAAAAAAAAAACAAUUUUUCGUAUAUUUGUAUCUAAAAUAUAGUUUUGAAACUAUGCACACAUUAUUACGCGAUAUAAAAUUCAGUCGAAACUAUUGAAAAAUUGGAUCCAUAACUUUAUGUCGCGUUUACAGUAUUGGUACAUAAAAUAUGAACAUAUAUUGUAAUAUUUUACUUAUGUAUAUAAUAAUGUACUUACAUGAG
Molecule: messenger RNA, 3286 nt
Organism: Solenopsis invicta (red fire ant)
Lineage: Eukaryota; Metazoa; Arthropoda; Insecta; Hymenoptera; Formicidae
Product: odorant receptor 13a-like
Exons: 4
Coding region: 513-1763 (416 amino acids)
Biological process (GO): detection of chemical stimulus involved in sensory perception of smell; sensory perception of smell
Cellular component (GO): plasma membrane
Molecular function (GO): olfactory receptor activity; odorant binding
Source: RefSeq, a predicted model, not a curated record